Molecule: messenger RNA, 2789 nt
Organism: Vidua macroura (Pin-tailed whydah)
Lineage: Eukaryota; Metazoa; Chordata; Aves; Passeriformes; Viduidae
Gene: DPYSL5
Product: dihydropyrimidinase like 5
Exons: 13
Coding region: 75-1769 (564 amino acids)
Cellular component (GO): cytoplasm; cytosol
Molecular function (GO): hydrolase activity, acting on carbon-nitrogen (but not peptide) bonds, in cyclic amides
Source: RefSeq, a predicted model, not a curated record
CCCGCGGCGCAGGUUCGGGUGAGAGGCGAUCGCGGCCGGAGCGGCACCGGGAGCGGCACCGGAGCGGGAGCACCAUGAUGGCCAACGCGGCCACCAUGCGGAUCCUCAUCAAGGGGGGCAAGGUGGUGAACGACGACUGCACCCUCGAGGCCGACGUCUACAUCGAGAACGGCAUCAUCCAGCAAGUGGGGCGCGAGCUGAUGAUCCCCGGCGGCGCCAAGGUCAUCGACGCCACCGGCAAGCUCGUCAUCCCGGGCGGCAUCGACACCAGCACCCACUUCCACCAGACCUUCAUGAACGCCACCUGCGUCGAUGACUUCUACCACGGCACCAAGGCAGCGCUGGUGGGGGGCACGACGAUGAUCAUCGGGCACGUCCUGCCCGACAAGGAGACGUCGCUGCUGGACGCCUACGAGAAGUGCCGCAGCCUGGCCGACCCCAAGGUGUGCUGCGACUACGCCUUGCACAUGGGCAUCACCUGGUGGGCGCCCAAGGUGAAGGCGGAGAUGGAGACGCUGGUGCGGGAGAAGGGGGUGAACUCCUUCCAGAUGUUCAUGACCUACAAGGACCUGUACAUGCUGCGGGACAGCGAGCUCUACCAGGUCCUGCGCGCCUGCCGCGACAUCGGCGCCAUCGCCCGCGUCCACGCCGAGAACGGCGAGCUGGUGGCCGAGGGAGCCAAGGAAGCGCUGGAUCUGGGCAUUACGGGGCCAGAGGGCAUCGAGAUCAGCCGGCCUGAGGAGCUGGAGGCUGAGGCCACGCACCGCGUCAUCACCAUCGCCAACCGGACCCACUGCCCUGUGUACCUGGUGAACGUCUCCAGCAUGUCCGCGGGGGAUGUCAUCGCCGCUGCCAAGAUGCAGGGGAAGGUGGUGUACGCGGAGACGACCACGGCGCACGCCACGCUCACCGGGCUGCACUACUACCACCAGGACUGGUUCCACGCCGCCGCCUACGUCACCGUGCCGCCGCUGCGCCUCGACACCAACACCUCCGCCUACCUCAUGAGCCUGCUCGCCAACGACACGUUGAACAUCGUGGCCUCGGACCACCGGCCCUUCAGCACCAAGCAGAAGGCCAUGGGCAAGGAGGACUUCACCAAGAUCCCGCACGGUGUCAGCGGGGUGCAGGACCGCAUGAACAUCAUCUGGGAGCGUGGCGUGGUGGGGGGCAAGAUGGAUGAGAACCGCUUCGUGGCCGUGACCAGCUCCAACGCUGCCAAGAUCCACAACCUGUACCCCCGCAAGGGCCGGAUCAUCCCCGGCGCUGACGCCGACGUCGUGGUCUGGGACCCCGAGGCCACCAAGACCAUCUCUGCCAGCACCCAGGUGCAGGGCGGGGACAUCAACCUGUACGAGAACAUGCGGUGCCACGGGGUGCCCCUGGUCACCAUCAGCCGCGGGCGCGUGGUCUACGAGAACGGCGUCUUCAUGUGCGCCGAGGGCACCGGCAAGUUCUGCCCGCUGCGCUCCUUCCCCGACAUCGCCUACAAGAAACUGGUGCAGCGGGAGAAGAGUCUGAAGCUGCGGGGUGUGGAUCGCACCCCGUACCUGGGGGACGUGGCCGUGGUUGUGCAUGCCGGGAAAAAAGAGACGGGGACGCCCCUGGCCGAUACGCCCACCCGGCCGGCCACGCGACACGGGGGCAUGAGGGACCUGCACGAGUCCAGCUUCAGCCUGUCCGGUUCUCAGAUCGAUGACCACGUUCCAAAACGAGCCUCGGCCCGGAUUCUCGCUCCCCCCGGGGGCCGGUCGAGCGGCAUCUGGUAGAGCCGGGGACCUGUCCCCCGAGUGAGGAGCAGGCGCCGCGCCCCCGGACCCGGGCCCGGCUCCGGCGGGGCUCCCCUCGCCGCGGGGGCCCCGCCCGGUCCCCGUGCUGCCGGCGGGGCCGUGCCGGCGGCGGGGCCGUGCGCGGGGGCCGCGGAGGGCCGGGGGGCAGUGGGUGCACCCCGCCCCCCGGCCCUUUUCUGUUUGCACGUUGGAUUUGGAUCAGUGAAUUUUUGACUUGUUUGUGCAUCACGUGGAAAUACUCUGAAGUGGUUUGUGUCACUAGCGUAGGGGAGACGCAGGGACGACCCCCCCCACACACACACACCCCUUUCUGCCCCAUCCCUGAAGCCCGUCCCAAACCCACCCCCCCAUCCUGAGCCCAUUCCUGCCCCUUCCAUCGCCAGCUCUCCGUCCCCCAUCCCUGACCCCCCAUCUCCAUCCCUGACCCCCCAUCCCCCAUCCCUGACCCCCCAUCGCCAUCCCUGACCCCCCAUCUCCAUCCCUGACCCCCAUCCCCAUCCCUGACCCCCCAUCCCCCAUCCCUGACCCCCCCAUCUCCAUCCCUGACCCCCCAUCCCCCAUCCCUGACCCCCCCAUCUCCAUCCCUGACCCCCCAUCCCCAUCCCUGACCCCCCAUCCCCCAUCCCUGACCCCCCCAUCUCCAUCCCUGACCCCCCAUCUCCACCCCUGACCCCCCAUCUCCAUCCUGACCCCUCCUUCCCAGCCCCCCAUUUCCUGCUCUCCAUCCCCCACCCCUGACCCCCCAUCUCCACCCCUGACCCCCCAUCUCCAUCCUUGACCCCCCAUCCCCAUCCCUGACCCUCCAUCCCCCAUCCCUGACCCCCCAUCUCCAUCCUUGACCCCCCAUCCCCAUCCCUCACCCCCCAUCCCCCAUCCCUCACCCCCCAUCUCCAUCCCUGACCCCCCAUCCCCAUCCUUGACCCCCCAUCUCCAUCCUGACCCCUCCUUCCCAGCCCCCCAUUUCCUGCUCUCUGUCCCCCAUCCCUGACCCCCCAUCUC